AUGUCUAUUCUUAUGGAUGAAUCUACUACAGUAAGUUCUUUAUCAGGUAUGGUGGUUUAUGUUACAGCAUCAAUAUUAAACUUAGAACCUACUUUUAUAUUUUUGGAUUUGGUAGAAUUAAAAAGUCAAACAGCUUCUAAUAUAGUCAGUCAAUUAAUAAAAUGUCUUUAUACUUCUGGAUUCACAGAAAAAUUUUUGGUAGAACAUUGGAUAUCAUUUGUAACAGAUGAAGCUAGUGUUCUCCUUAAAAAAAGAAAUGAAGUGGCUAUAUGCUUGAAAAAAAAAUAUCCCUUAAUUUUUAAUGGCACUAUCUUAAUCAUUGAAUAG
Molecule: messenger RNA, 327 nt
Organism: Cinara cedri
Lineage: Eukaryota; Metazoa; Arthropoda; Insecta; Hemiptera; Aphididae
Source: the annotation of a GenBank genome assembly